Colletotrichum phormii is the source of this 294-nucleotide messenger RNA. RefSeq lists its product as uncharacterized. The annotation marks the transcript as partial. The record is from RefSeq and is a predicted model, not a curated record. The transcript has a single exon. Gene Ontology annotation, molecular function: flavin adenine dinucleotide binding. NCBI's taxonomy places the organism in Eukaryota, Fungi, Ascomycota, Sordariomycetes, Glomerellales, Glomerellaceae.
CAGCAACUAACAGCUUCCUCUCACUCAAACCAGUGCGCUCAGCUCUCCACCACCUUUCCUCCCUCCCGCUUUCACUACCCAUCAAACGACACAACCUUUGCAAUCUGGGACGCAAAGCAGCAAGAAGUCCGCCCAGCAUGCCGCGUCGAACCCACCACCGCAUCCGACGUCUCCCUCAUCCUCAAAACCCUCGUCGACAACUGGUGCCACUUUGCCGUCAAGGGCGGCGGCCACUCGCGCAACGCGGGUGACUCCAACUCCAUCGCCGGCGUCACCGUCGACCUCGACCGCAUG